CUGUUGGUGUUGGUGUUUCUUGCUGUGGAAGCCUGUGUGUUUUUGGUUUUGGCAGCCUAUUGCUGUGUCGCUGGAUUUGGUCGGUCAGCAUCCUGCCAUCAUGCCGAGGUGGCUGGAACUCCUGAGGAGAUCCAACCGCAUCUCUCCUGCAGAGACAGAGAAGGGGGUGUCCAGCCCACCCUCAAAGUUGAGGAAAUUAUGGAGAAGGAUCAAGAGCAGCAUGCUGUCAUGCAUGAACUCCAGGUCUGCCGAGGCUGCCAAGCAGAGGAGGAAGGAGGCCUCCACCAAGCUGAAGGAGAGGAGAAGGGGCCACCUGGCCAGCAAGUCUCCUUCCCUCGAGACCAUCGUGGAGGACUUGGAGGAGGCUGAGGCCCAGGAAGAGCCAGAGGAGCCCAGGAUGAAGGAGAGGCGAGGGAGCGGCCUGGCCAGCCUGCCUCCUUCCCUCGAGAUCAUUGUGGAGGACUUGGAGGAGGCUGAGGCCCAGGAAGAGCCAGAGGAGCCCAGGAUGAAGGAGAGGCGAGGGAGCGACCUGGCCACCCUGCCUCCUUCCCUCGAGAUCAUCGUGGAGGACUUGGAGGAGGCUGAAGCCCAGGAAGAGCCAGAGGAGCCCAGGAUGAAGGAGAGGCGAGGGAGCGGCCUGGCCAGCCUGCCUCCUUCCCUCGAGAUCAUCGUGGAGGACUUGGAGGAGGCUGAAGCCCAGGAAGAACCAGAGGAGCCCAGGAUGAAGGAGAGGCGAGGGAGCGGCCUGGCCAGCCUGCCUCCUUCCCUCGAGAUCAUUGUGGAGGACUUGGAGGAGGCUGGGGCCCAGGAAGAGCCAGAGGAGCCCAGGAUGAAGGAGAGGCGAGGGAGCGGCCUGGCCAGCCUGCCUCCUUCCCUCGAGAUCAUCAUGGAGGACUUGGAGGAGGCUGAAGCCCAGGAAGAGCCAGAGGAGCCCAGGAUGAAGGAGAGGCGAGGGAGCGGCCUGGCCAGCCUGCCUCCUUCCCUCGAGAUCAUCGUGGAGGACUUGGAGGAGGCUGAAGCCCAGGAAGAACCAGAGGAGCCCAGGAUGAAGGAGAGGCGAGGGAGCGGCCUGGCCAGCCUGCCUCCUUCCCUCGAGAUCAUUGUGGAGGACUUGGAGGAGGCUGAGGCCCAGGAAGAGCCAGAGGAGCCCAGGAUGAAGGAGAGGUGAGGGAGCGGCCUGGCCAGCCUGCCUCCUUCCCUCGAGAUCAUCGUGGAGGACUUGGAGGAGGCUGAAGCCCAGGAAGAGCCAGAGGAGCCCAGGAUGAAGGAGAGGCGAGGGAGCGGCCUGGCCAGCCUGCCUCCUUCCCUCGAGAUCAUUGUGGAGGACUUGGAGGAGGCUGAAGCCCAGGAAGAGCCAGAGGAGCCCAGGAUGAAGGAGAGGCGAGGGAGCGGCCUGGCCAGCCUGCCUCCUUCCCUCGAGAUCAUUGUGGAGGACUUGGAGGAGGCUGAGGCCCAGGAAGAGCCAGAGGAGCCCAGGAUGAAGGAGAGGCGAGGGAGCGGCCUGGCCAGCCUGCCUCCUUCCCUCGAGAUCAUCGUGGAGGACUUGGAGGAGGCUGAAGCCCAGGAAGAGCCAGAGGAGCCCAGGAUGAAGGAAAGGCGAAGGAGCAGCCUGGCCAUCCUGCCUCCUUCCCUCCACAUCAUCGACUGAACAAAUAAACAACAAACGUCUCAGAGGGUGUGAUGUCGGAAGUCAUGAGUGGAAAGAGCGAGGUGGUGGGAUUUUGAAAACUGCCUGUUUCUUUGUUUUACUUCAUAGAAUGUAAUAAAAGUUUUGUAGCAGAAAGGGAAGCUUUGUUGGCACCUCUGCUAACCCUGCUCUUAUCCUUCUUUUUUACAGCCAUCAUGCCGAGGUGGCUGGAUAGCCUCAGAAGAUCCAACCGGAUGUCUCCUUCAGAGACUGAGCAGGUGGUGGCCAGCCUGCCCUCUAAGUUGAGGAGAAUAUGGAGGAGGUUGAAAAACAGCCUGCUGUCGUGCAUGAGCUCCAGGUCUGCUGAGGCUGCCAGGCAGAAGAAGAGGGUGGCCUCCACCAAGCUGAAGGAGAGGCGAUGGGGCUACCUGGCCAGCCUGCCUCCUUCCCUCAACAAGAUCAUGGAGGAGGCGUAGGAGGCUGAAGCCCAGGAAGAGCCAGCGGAGCCCGGGUUGAAGGAGAGGCGAGGGAGCAGCCUGGCCAGCCUUCCUCCUUCCCUCGACAUCAUCGUGGAGGACUUGGAGGAGGCAGAUUUCCUUGGAAAUUAGGGAGGAACUCUAAACCAGUACUUCUUAAACGUUUCCACUUGCGACCCCUUUUGGACCCAUAAUUUUUACAUGACCCUGGUUAUAUAAAAUAGGUUUAAAAAUAAAGCAUUUACUUAUAACAAAUCAGUAUUUGCAAGGCUAAUUUGCAAGCUGGGAUGCAUACCAUUUAAACACCUGGAAAGUUACCAUGGCAGGGGCAAAACAAUUUAGAAGGCAAAACCAAGUUCCCAGGAGUUAUGGUUGGGCUGUAAGCAGUGCUUUUUAAUUUUUUAAAAUGUGGAUGAGUUUGGAGGCUACUUGGGACUCACCAAAGAGUCACAGGAUUGAGAGACCUACCUCCCAUUUGUGGCUUUUUUGAUUGCCUCAUAUGUACCUGUUUGGAGGUCUAGGGCAGUUCUUGUCCUGUGUGUUUGGGAGCCCCAGACCAGUAGGCAGAGAAUGGAGGGGAGUAACAUAUGGGCCCUUUGGCUGGCAUCCCCAAAACACUGCCCUUCCCAGUCUAACAGUCUUCCACCAGUGACACCAGUGGUGCUUGCUACCAGAAAAGCCUGCUUCCCCGUCAUAUUUCCAUCUCACCAAUACUGCCUUGUUUUUCUCCAGGGGACGUGACCUCCCUCCUGCCUCUCCAAGGACACGACCAUGAUGAGCUACUCAGUACCCCUCAAUGCCAAAAUCUUAUCAAGGGAGUUGGGCUCUACAGCUUUAUGCUCAGUGUCUACUGGCGCCUGACACAGCUGUUGCUCAUCAAGACAUAGAUUGUGUUGGCGACACAGAAGUUCUACAACAGACUAACCAGGUAUGGCCAGGAUGUGUGUGUGCUUCCAUACAGAUGUGUUUCCUCCCUGUGAAAUUAUGAAAAAACUGUAGGUGAUGUGGCCACCCUCUUGAAAUACUUCACAGGCUUCCACAGAGAGGAGUGGGUGGUUAUUCCCUGCUGCCCCAGAGGGUAGGACCAGGUGUAAUGGAUUGAAAGUACAGGAAGAUAGAGUUCGAUUGAAUAUCAGAAGGAAGAACAGUUUGACAAUGGAAUCAAUUGCCUGAAGAGGUGAUGGGGUCUCCUUCUCUGGACCUUUUCAAAAACAGCUACCUGGAAGAGGUGCAGCACUGAGCAGGGAUUUGAACUUGAUGGCUCAUGAGGCCCUGUCCAACUGUGAUUCUAUUCAAUGUUGCUUUCUUUAUGCUUCUUUAUAUUCACUUUUUGCUCCACCACACUCCAAGGCAGUGUAUUCUUCCACUGUUGAAUAAUGCAGUGGAACUCUCUGCCCCGGAGUGUGGUGGAGGCUCCUUCUUUGGAGGCUUUUAAGCAGAGGCUGGAUGGCCAUCUGUCGGGUGCUUUGAAUGCGAUUUCCUUCUUCUUGGCAGGGGGUUGGACUAGAUGGCCCAUGAGGUCUCUUCCAACUCUACUAUUCUAUGAUUCUAUGCUUUUACGAUUCUAUGAACACUUGUUAUCAGGAAGUUCUUCAUAAUGUUUUGAUGGAAUCUCUUUUCCUGUAGUUUGAAUCCAUUGUUUCGUGUUCUAGUCUCUGGAGCAGCAGAAAACAAGCUUGCUUCACCUUCAGUGUGACAUUGCUUCGAAUAGGUAUCAUGCCAUCUAUUAGGUCAUGUCAUCUCUUAGGACCUGAUCACGUUGGAAUGUACUCUCUUUAUAUCAGUAUGUAUCCCUUAUCUUUUAAGGACUGGAUGCAUACUGUAUUCAGACAGGAGGCAUACUGACCCCCCCCCCCCCCAAUCACACCUGAUUCUUACGUUCUGAAAAUACUGUGUUUAGACUCCUCACACCAUGGAAGGCUGGCUCCUCCCAAUGCACUUUUUAAAAAAUCUAAUAUUGCACAGUGACAUAGACUGGAAGGUUCAAACAACUGUUCUCGUGAGAUAUCAGCCGAUAAAACACAUACCAGUAUUAAUAUUUUGAUCAAGCUAAAAACAGCGCUUCAUAACCAUAUUAAGUCAAAAAACACAAUGAGAAUCAUGUCUGUCAUUAUUCAGUUUCUGCAAUGUUUUGCAGACGGAUUACUGAAGGAAUGGGACAAACGUCGUGUAAUAGUACCCAUUCAGUAUCGCGUUCAAAACGUCUCAAAAAUGGAAUAUGUCCUAGUUUAUCUCUUCUUGAAGCUAAAUGUGCCCAGGUCCUUCAACUGCUUCUGGUAAGGCUUGGUUUCCAGACCUUUGAUCAACUUGGCCAUUUUCCUCCAUUCCACCUUGACAAUACUGUUUCUGAACUCCUGUUUUUGCCACAAAUGGCACACCAUAGUCCAGGAGAGGUUUGAUCACACUUUGGCCUUUUCCUGGCUCGUGCAGGCCUUGUUGCUGGAGAUCCAGGACUCCAUUGCACGCUCUGGAGAAGUGGUCCGUGAAACAGUCUCUUCCACUGAGACAGUGCGCAGCUUUGCUACAGAGAAUGAAGAAUCGCAGCGCUAUAGCGCAGCAUUGAAAGAGACACCCAUUGGCUCCAGAACCAGAGAGAUCUGGAGAGAGCCAUCAAUUUGCUCAUGUGACAGGACAGUUUUGGGGGUUCUACAUGGAAGGGUGUGUGUGUUUGUAUACAUAUGUAUGUGUUUGUGUGUUUUAAUAUGAUUGUAGUUACGUUUUGAUUUAGCUUGUAUUGUAAGCUACCAUUUGUCUCACGUUUAGAAAAAGGCAGGAUGUAAACAAAUAAGUUCUUAGAAUAGAUCACUCUUUUUCAUAGCAGUAAUGUUUCCAGGGUCUGCUUAGCAGACUGAAAUCUCAUUAAUCGAUGCAAUUUCUCUAUUAGUUAUUUGAACUGGGCCUGAAGCUGUUACUCCUUUACUUCGGAUACCAACAGAUCCUUGGUGGCCUUGUAACCAAAGGGAACCUGGUUUCCUUUCUCCUCUACCAAAUGGACCAGGUGGGGAGCUAUGUGCAGGUAUGGACAGAUAGAGCCAUCCAUUUCGGUUUCUCAGUUUUUCCAGUCCUUAAUUUACUUGGCUCUGUUGUUGUAUCGCUGAAUAUAUAUAAGGCUGAAUAUAACAUCAUUCAUCAUCACCUUUCUUGGCAGUGCUGUUGAACACCUUUGCUUGGUGUGAUUCUCUGGCUUUUAAGGUGGAGGGGGGAUUGGGUUAGAGGACAGAUCCUAGUGCUGUCUCCUUUGCCUAUGUCUUUAGUGUAGCCCUGUUUUUUCUUCCUCCUUUCUCAGACCCUGAUGUAUCUAUAUGGGGAUGCCCUUAGCAUUGCAGGGGCUGCUAAAAAGGUGUUUGAAUACCUUCGCCAUCAGUUCAUACAGAGGAGACGUUGGCUCCAGAGGUCCUUCGAGGGCACGUCUCCUUCAAGAACAUUCUUUUUCCUAUCCCUCUCGCCCUGACAGCCAAGUUUCAAAGGUACUGCUAUAUAUCUUUGGACAAAAUGAUGUUUCUGUGCAAAUCAGUUGCAGAAUUUUACUCAGGACAAUAAUGCAGGCCUUUGGUUUAGAAGGUGCAAUGAGUCUUUUGUUCUAAUAGAAGAUAUAAUUUCACUUUGAGAACUGCUGCUUCUACUUAUACAGGCAUUCCCCACUUUUUGACAAUUCAUUUUUGGAUCUCAAUUAUAGCAAUUUUUGUGCUUUCACUGCCUGGUCUGCUCUUUCAACCUAACAAAAUUACCAAAGGAAGAUAGUGACAUGGAGUUACUUAGUGCUAGCAAUGCGAGCAAUGUGGUUCCCAUUGAAGAAAAGAAGGAAGAUGGCAGGUGGUCAGGACAGAUGGUGCAGAUCAAGUCCAGCCCUGCCAAGGGCAGAGAUCUAGAUGCCUCUUCAUAGACAUCGACUGGUUCUGUCUACUCAGUGGUUACCUCUUUAGUCACGGCAAACACAGAAUCCAGUCAGCAGUUGUGGCCAGAAAAAGAUUUACCUCAGAAAAACACCAGAUUUGGUCGAUUUGAAUUCCUGUGUGCAGGAGAGCCUAAGGGCCCGAUGGACAACUGGAAGGAGGACGGAGCAGUGACCAGUGCCUCGAGGAACACCUUCAUGAGAGAAAAGAAGAAGACGACAGACAUCUUGAGCCUGUGGGUCAUCGCCAAGGGCAGCAAACCAAGAAACCGGCAGAGAUUGCGUUUCAAUGGAAAGAGUUGUAAAGACCCCUACGCGUCAGAGAUUUGCAAUUUCAACCAUCGGCAGUUUGCUUCCAAGAUUCCACGAAAGUACAUAAACUACGUUUCCCAAGACUUCUUGAAUGACUCUUGGAAGUUUCGUAAAAGAUAUUUUGGGACAAAGGGAGUUCAUGAUCUUGCUGGGAGAACUAAAUAUAAUUGUCGCCAGCGACAUAACCAUUGGAAUGCUCCACAGUGUGAAACAUCGAUGAACUGUAACAAGUGCCCUGGAGAUUAAAAUGACUAUGAGAGAGAUGGACAAUGUAUCUAAAAGUUGUUUUGUCCAGUGUAUGAAUAAAGACUCGGGAACUACCCAUGACAGAGAUUAAACUGUUAGUAGUAGGAUUUAUGGAAAAUGUGUUUCUAAAAUGUCUUAUGAUUUUGGUUUGUAGGAAAUAGGUGGUAAGACUGAACACAUGUAUUGAAGUGUUGAUGCAUAUUGAUUUCAUGACCGUCUCAAUUGAAAUGGUUUUAUAUGUUUGCAAUCGACUCAUGAUUAUAUUGUUUAAACCAGCAAAGAUGGUAUAGUCCAAGUAAACAGAAUGAGACCGUAUUACAGUAGAGUCUCACUUAUCCAACAUAAACGGGCCGGCAGAACAUUGGAUAAGCGAAUAUGUUGGAUAAUAAGGAGAGAUUAAGGAAAAGCCUAUUAAACAUCAAAUUAGGUUAUGAUUUUACAAAUUAAGCACCAAAACAUCAUGUUAUACAACAAAUUUGACAGGAAAAGUAGUUCAAUAUGCAGUAAUGCUAUGUAGUAAUUACUGCAUUUAUGAAUUUAGCACCAAAGUAUCACGAUAUAUUGAAAACAUUGACUACACAAAUGCGUUGGAUAAUCCAGAAUAUUGGAUACGUGAGUGUUGGAUAAGUGAGACUCUACUGUAUAUUAGAGUUAAUUUGGUUUUCAAGGUGGUAGAAAUGGAUUCAAAAGGUUAUUUAUCAUUAGAGUGGGGAGAAUUGAAUGGAAAUAGUGUUAUAUCAGAUUUGUCUCACUGUUUAGAAUUAUCAAGAGAAUAAAAAUACUAAUUGUAGAAACUGUUGAUGGAAUAUCAGAAUGUUUUUAAGAAUGUGCCUGGGAGGACAAAUCUAGUGAGCCAUAAAAUAAAUACUGGAGAAGCUAAACCUAUAUCAUUGACACCAUAUAGGGUAACUGGUAAGCAAGCCCAAAUUGUAUCAAAAGAUAUUAAAGAGAUGUUGGAAUUGGGUCUUAUUAUUACAUAUUUCUUCCUAUGAGUUAUAUUCUCAUCGUCCGCAAUAUUUUUAAGGGUAGGGGUGCAUGUAACGGAAAACCUUAUUUUAAUGGGGAUUUUUGUCAAUGAUAUUUAAUGUUGGUUUAAUGGUAAAGGUAGGCAGGACUUAGCUACUUCUGAUUGACUGUGUGUCACCAUGGUAACGUAGCUGCUGCUGUAGAAAUGUAACUACAGUAGAGUCUCACUUAUCCAACCUUCGCUUAUCCAACGUUCUGUAUUAUCCAACGCAGUCUGCCUUUUAGUAGUCAGUGCUUUUGUAGUACAUGUUGUGAUAUUUUGGUCCGAAAUUCAUAAAUACAGUAAUUACUACAUAACAUUACUGUGUAUUGAACUACGUUUUCUGUCAAUUUGUUGUAAAACAUAAUGUUUUGGUGCUUAAUUUGUAAAAUUAUAACGUAAUUUUAUGUUUAAAAGGCUUUUCCUUAAUCCCUCCUCAUUAUCCAACAUUUUUGCUUAUCCAACAUUCUGCUGUCCCAUUUAUCUUGGAUAAGUCAGACUCUACUGUACAUACAAUAUAUUAUAUUAUUAGAAUAGCACAAUAUUAGCAUUAUAUAUUACUAUAUUGAACUAUACUGCUAUAAUGUAAUAUUAUUAGUAAUGUUAUCUAUAUAUACAAAAGGAUAAAUGGACUUUUUACCUAGAUAGAAACAACGAAAUGACAUGACCCAGAAACCCGAAACUUGGCAACACAACCCAAAAUCCUUGCCCCUAGGUUCUGACAUCGAAAAGAAAAGAAAAAAAGUCCUAAUCAGAGGGAGAGGAAUAACUGUUUUUAUCCAAUUGCUGCCAGUUAGAAGGCUAAGCUCUGCCCACUUGAUCUGCUGUCAGUUAGAAGACUAAGCUCUGCCCACUUGGUCUCCUAGCAACCCACUCAGCCCAGGGCCUCUUCAACCAGGCAACAACAACUGCAGGAUAAUGACAACUCAAAUUUUCAGCCUUUAUUAGAUUUUUUUUGGGGGGGGGGGCACUAUUUCCUGGAAAGUGCCCUAGAUAAUAAGAUUGUUUAUUUCCUUUCUGUUCCAAAUAUGUGUGGAUGAGCAUGGCUCUUUAAUAUUAUGAGGAUAGGGUGGGGUGCAGGUGGAGGCCAUUCCUGGUGGUUGUUCCCUCUUUGUAAUAUGUGUCUUAAACUCCCUGAAUUUUCUUCACAGGAAUCAGGGGGGAAAGAGUCAAAAAGGAAAGAGGAAGGACGAGUAAACCAGACUACUCUCAGAAACUGUUGGCAGAUACAAACAACAUCUAGCAUUUGCAGGACUGCAAGUUGACAAUUUGAUCCUCCACCCCAAUUGAUUCUUCACUUCAGUCAUAAAUGAUCUUGGUACCAUUUACAAAAUUGUAUCAUAAAAUGUAUCUUUACUCAUAAAGAAACAAGAAAAUGAUCUUUCCUUAAAUGUUAUAUCAAACUCAGUUUUCCAUAUUUAUUCAUCUUCAUGGUAUACUUCAAAACAGAUAUCUCUAUUCCACCGUUCUCACUAUUCUCAAGUGGACAAAAGAGAGUGAACUCCUCAAAUCACUGCAAGCAAUUUGUGACCUAAAAGUGACCUAAAGGUAGUAGCAUGAGGGCAUUGGCUAAAAGCACAGUCUGAUUGCUUGCCCUUGUAAACAAGGUUGUUGACCCAUGACAACUGUGCUGUAUCAACAAUAUCAAAACAACCUUGAGAGUACUUGAGCAUAGCCUUUCAAGGGAUAUAUGCAAAAAAAGAAAGAAAGAGAAAAAAUAGGCUAGUUUGAACUUUAAAAUGUGCACUAAAAAAAGAUAGCAUUGAGAGAAAAAACACACAUUAGAAAGUCUUAAAUGCACAAAGCUAUUUUAUUCAAAUAUGCUUUACUAUGUUAGAGAUGGAUUUCCCGACCCUGGUACAACUGGGGGCAGAAUGGGUUUUGCCCCCUCCCCCAUGGAAGAGGCUGUUAGAAAGUAGUCCCAGAUGGGGGCUACUUUCUGGGGGGCAAAGCCACCAUCAGCACUCUGCCCUCUUCCUCAGUCUGCAGAUGACCACCUCUCUCUCUCUCUCUCUCUCUGCUUCCUUCUCUCUCAUACACAUAUGUACACCAGACUAGACAGGACAAUGUAUAUUUUCACCCUGCUUUUCUCCUGGCAUGGGAUACAAAGUGGUAUAUAUGUAAUUGCAUACUCUUAAAUGUUUUUCAGUAAAAGCUAUGUGUAUGCAUAUAUCUGUACAUUUUUAGGUCUGGUGACAAAUCUCACACUGGGUGUUUUAUUCACUAUCUUCUGAAGUGUCUCAUGAAAUUUUCAAAAGAAUAAGAUAAUUAGUGCUUUCCCCCCAUAUUAUUUAUAAUGUUCUUGGAAAUAUUACUUAAUGCUAUAAGAGAAGACAAAGAAUUAAAGGGAACUAAAUUAAGAAAAGAAUAAUACAGAAUAAUAGCAUUCACAGAUGACAUAAUAUAUAGUAUAGAAAAACCAUUAGAGAAGAUACAAAAAUGAAUUGAAAAAAUAGAAGAAUUUGGCAACCUAUCGGGAUUGAAGAUAAAUAAGAGGAAAACCAAGAUUCUGACAAAAAAUAUUACCAAGAAGAGACAAGAAAAAACACCACACUUACGAUAUCAUAGGCAUCACUGAAACGUGGUGGCAUGACUCUCAUCACUGGAAUGUAACCAUUGGAUGCUAUAACCUCUUUCACAGAAACAGAACAAAGGGAAGAGGAAGGGAGUAGCCCUAUAUGACAAAAACAUUUACGUUGCAGAAGAGAUGCAAGACGGAAAUCCGGAAAACCAGCUUGAAAGCAUAUGGAUAAGAAUCAAGGGAACCGGGACUCAAAAUGAUCUCAUCAUGGGUGUCUACUACAGACCUCUGAAACAGGAUGAAGAACUUGAUGAAGCAGUCUGUCAGCAGCUGACCUAACAGGCACAAAGAAGAGAUAUAGGAGCCAUGGAUGAUUUCAACUAUCCUGAUAUCUGCUGGAAAACAAACUCGUCCAAGAAUACAAAGUCCAACAAAUUCCUCACUUGCCUUGCAAACAAUUGUAUGGUCCAGAAGGCAGAAGAGGCAACAAGGGGAUCGGAUACUCUUGAUUUCAUCCUAAGAAAUGCGGAGGACCAGAUCAAUGCAGUUGAAGUGGUCGGAUCCUUAGGGGCAAGCGACCAUGUGCUCCUGCAGUUUGCGAUACAAAGGAAGGCUGAAACGAAGACAAGUCAAACCCACAUUCUGGACUUUAGGAGAGCUGACUUCCAAAAAAUGAAGGAAAUACUGAGCAGCAUUCCAUGGACGCCAAUACUAAAAGACAAGAGAGUUAAGGAUGGAUGGGAGUUUUUAAAAAGUGAAAUACUCAAGGCGCAAAUGCAAACAGUGCCAACAAAGAAAAAAAAUAUGACACGUGCGAAGAAGCCAGAAUGGAUGUCCAAAGAACUUCUAACUUGUCUAAGACUAAAAAAAGACAUGCACAAGAAGUGGAAAAAGGGAGAAAUCACCAAAGAAGAAUUCAAAUGAAUAGCCAACUCCUGUAGGGAAAAGGUUUGCAAGGCUAAAGCGCAACAUGAGCUCAGGCUUGCCAGAGACAUUAAAAACUAUAAAAAGUGCUUCUUUGCUUACGUCAGUAGGAAAAGGAAGAACAAGGAGGUGAUAGGGCCUCUGUGAGGAGAAGAUAGGGAAAUUCUGACAGGGGAUAGGGAAAAUGCAGAACUUUUUAAUUCCUUCUUUGCCUCAGUCUUCUCACAAAAAGAAAGCCAGCCUCAACCUCAGCAACAUAGAGUGGAUGAAGGACUGGGGGAAAUCCAACCCCAAAUAGGGAAAGAAGUCAUCCAGGAAUACCUGGCUGCUCUAAAUGAAUUUAAGUCUCCAGGGCCAGAUCAACUACACCCAAGAGUAUUGAAGGAACUAGCGGAAGUUAUUUCGGAACCACUAGCAAUCAUUUUUUUAGAGUUCUUGGAGAACGGGAGGAAGUUCCAGCAGAUUGGAGGAGGGCAAAUGUGGUCCCUGUCUUCAAGAAGGGAAAAAAAAGCCUCACAUCGAUACCAGGCAAGAUUCUGGAAAAGAUUGUUAAGGAAGUGGUCUGCAGUCACUUAGAAACAAAUGCUGUCAUUGCUAAUAGUCAACAUGGAUUUACCAAAAACAAAUUAUGCCAGACUAAUCUGAUCUCUUUUUUUGAUAAAGUUACAAGCUAGGUAGAUGUGGGGAAUGCUGUGGAUGUAGCAUAUCUGGAUUUCAGUAAGGCCUUCGACAAAGUCCCCCAAACAAACUAGUCAAAUGUGGGCUAGACAAAACUACAGUUAGGUGGAUCUGUAAUUGGCUAAGCGAACGAACCCAAAGGGUGCUCACCAAUGCGCCGUCUUCAUCUUGGAAAGAAAUCACGAGUGGAGUGCCGCAGGGCUCCAUCCUGGAUCAUCAAGUUUGCAGACGACACAAAACUGGAAGGGAUAGGUAGAAGACAGAAGACAGGAGCAGAAUUCAAAACGAUCUUGACAGACUAGAGAGAUGGGCCAAAACUAACAAAAUGAAGUUCAACAGGGACAAAUGCAAGAUACUCCACUUUGGCAGAAAAAAAUGGAAUGCAAAGAUAUAGAAUGGGGGAUGAUGCCUGGCUUGACAGCAGUACAUGUGAAAAAGAUCUUGGAGUCCUCGUGGGAAACAAGUUAAACAUGAGCCAACAAUGUGAUGCGGCUGCUAAAAAAGCCAAUGGGAUUUUGGCCUGCAUCAAUAGGGGAAUAGCGUCUAGAUCCAGGGAAGUCAUGCUCCCCCUCUAUUCUGCCUUGGUCAGACCACACCUGGAAUACUGUGUCCAAUUCUGGGCACCGCAAUUGAAGGGAGAUGUUGACAAGCUGGAAAGCGUCCAGAGGAGGGCAACUAAAAUGAUCAAGGGUAUGGAGAACAAGCCCGAUGAGGAGCGGCUUAAAGAGCUGGGCAUGUUUAGCCUGCAGAAGAGAAGGCUAAGAGGAGACAUGAUAGCCAUGUAUAAAUAUGUGAGGGCAAGUCAUAGGGAGGAGGGAGCAAGCUUGUUUUCUGCUGCCCUGCAGACUAGGACGCGGAAAAUGGCUUCAAACUACAGGAAAGGAGAUUCCACCUGAACAUUAGGAAGAACUCACUGUGAGAGCUGUUUGGCAAUGGAACUCUCUGCCCCGGACUGUGGUGGAGGCUCUUUCUUUGGAGGCUUUUAAGCAGAGGCUGGAUGGCCAUCUGUCGGGGGUGCUUUGAAUGCGAUUUCCUGCUUCUUGGCAGGGGGUUGGACUGGAUGGCCCAUGAGGUCUCUUCCAACUCUACUAUUCUAUGAUUCUAAGAUUGGAUGUCAACAGUUCCCUUCCCCCACACUAUCUUUCCUCCCCCUUUUUUCUUUUUUGCAUCCCGCUGCCCAUUUUUCCCUCCCCAAAUACCCUGCUCUUAAAGCAUUUUAUUUUAUUUUAUGUAAAUAUUAUUUUCCCUCAUUAAGAUAUUAUUUCAAAAACAAAAAUAAGAGAAUUUGUGAAUAUCUUUAAAACAGACAAAUCUGUUUUGCUCUUCACAUUUUUCAAAUUCCAACUUCAUUAUUUUACAUUUUCAGUUCACAUUGCGAACUUGCCAAUAAAACAUUCCAUGAAAUUUGUACAUAUUUUUGUAUUCAUUUUCCUAAUCUGUGAAUCUAUUUUUUUGUAUAUAUGCAUUGUUUUCAUGGUGAAUUUAUGUUAUUUAUUGUAUUUAUUAAGUGCAUUCUGUGUAUAUAACAUACACUUAUAAUAUUACUAGCUGUGCCCGGCCACGCAUUGCUGUGGUGGUAUGGGAAAUAAAGUAUUGAGGAAUUGGUGGUAGUUAAGGUAAAGGGUAAAGGUGUGGAGUCUAGAUAAUCCAGUUAAAGCAGAUAAUAUAAGAUUAUAAAUGGGUUAUAUAGCUGUGUGGAAGGGCCUUAAGUCUACACUGCCAUCUAAUCCAGUUAAAAUCUGAUAAUGUGUAUUUUAUAGGCAGUGUGGAAGAGGCCUAAGUGAGGCCUAACUCUGCCUGCGCCCUGGGCUGAGUGGGUUGCUAGGAGACCAAGUGGGCGGAGCGUAACCUUCUAACUGGCAGCAAUUGGAUGAAAACAAUUAUUCCUCUCCCUCUAAUUAGGACUUUAUUUUUCUUUUCUUUUUGUUGUAUCAACCUAGAGGCGUGGAUGAUGGGUUGUGUUGUCAAUUUUUGAGGUUGUGGGGUGUUUAGUUUUGUUGUUUUGUGGGUCGCCGUGAUGCCAUCACUCAUUUAUAUAUAUAGAUAUUCAUUCUUUGCAUAAUUCCCCCAAACUAUACAAUUCUGAAAGAUAUUUUUAUUAAGAAAUGCCAUUUUAUGACAUCUUCUUGUUAUAGACAAUUGCAAAAUACUAAAAGAAAAUGUACAUUAUUCGUUUCAGAAGUUUAAAUUAGAUCAGUUCAUAUAAAAA
This is a messenger RNA of Anolis carolinensis (green anole), 13891 nucleotides long. RefSeq lists its product as uncharacterized. NCBI's taxonomy places the organism in Eukaryota, Metazoa, Chordata, Lepidosauria, Squamata, Anolidae. The record is from RefSeq and is a predicted model, not a curated record. The coding region runs from base 101 to 1168 and encodes 355 amino acids. The transcript is spliced from 2 exons.